AUGUGCCAAACCUUGUCAUCACGAUUGGAGGAAAUGAUUACACAGUGGAUCCAUCAAAUUUCAUGGGUCAAUAUGAUGUCGGAAAGUGAGCUGAAAUCUGAGCUCGACGAUGCGAAAACUUUUGGUGGCGAUGAUGUUGAUGGUGACUGUGACUGUGACUGUUGCCCUUUCGUCGAGUACCAGCCCCGAAAAACAGGAAGUGUCAAUCAAUUU
Messenger RNA from Mesorhabditis belari, 213 nucleotides. NCBI's taxonomy places the organism in Eukaryota, Metazoa, Nematoda, Chromadorea, Rhabditida, Rhabditidae. The record is from the annotation of a GenBank genome assembly.